UAUAUAUAUAUAUAUAUAUAUACAUACAUUGAGGGAGGGAAAGGGAGAAAGGGAGUGAACGUGUGUGUUUAUAAUUUCGGGGGAAGGGACUGAGCUAAGCCAGAUCAGAAAUGGACACCUCGCAUGGAGGAGGCGAAGGAGGGGGAUCGGAAAGGGAGAAGCUGAACUCCAUGUCCACCUCCACUACCCCAAUCGCCGCCGUAGCUAGCUUCUGGAAAGAGUUUAAUUUAGAGAAAGAAAGGAUUGCACUGGAUGAACAAGGUCUUAGAAUUGCUGAAAAUCAGGAGAACAGUCAGAAAAACCGUAGAAAGCUUGCAGAGAGCACACGAGAUUUCAAAAAGGCUUCUAAUGAAGACAAACUGAGCUUAUUUAACUCCUUGCUCAAGGGUUAUCAAGAAGAGGUUGAUAAUCUUACCAAAAGAGCAAAAUUUGGGGAAAAUGCUUUUCUUAACAUUUAUCAGAAAAUUUAUGAAGCACCAGACCCUUAUCCACUUAUUGCUUCAAUUGCUGAAAAGGAUUCAAAAUUAUCGGAGUUGGAGUUUGAGAAUCGUAAAAUGAAAGUUGAGCUUGAAGAAUUCCGUAUGGAGGCAACUCAUCUUAAAAAUCAACAGGCAACAAUAAGGAGGCUUGAAGAGCGCUGUCGUCAAUUAGAACAACAGAUGGAGGAAAAAGUAAAGGAAAUUGUGGAGAUUAAGCAACGCAGUUUGGCAGAAGAAAACCAGAAAACAAUGGAGGUUUUAAAAGAAAGGGAGCAGUUGAUGCAGGAUCAAUUACGCCAUGCUCAAGAAAGUGUUUCAACCAUUCAAAAAUUGCAUGAACUUGCCCAAAGCCAAUUGUUUGAACUUCAUGCACAAUCAGAGGAAGAGAGGGCAGCAAAACAAUCAGAAGUGAAUCUUUUAAUGGAUGAAGUUGAACGGGCUCAAGGUCGCCUCCUUAGCCUUGAGAGAGAAAAGGGCGUGUUGCGCUCCCAGUUACAAUCGGCUAAUGAAGAUAAUGAUGAUAGGAAAAGUGAUAAUUUUGAUACAAAUAGCAUCCUUGAGAAUUCUUUGAGUGCCAAGGAGAAGAUAAUGUCUGAAUUAAAUAUGGAACUUCAUAAUCUGGAGAGCACCUUAUCUAAUGAGCGAGAAGAGCACAUUAAUGAGGUGAAGAAGCUGAAUGUUCUGCUUCAUGAGAAGGAAGUUGCUCUUGAUGAAAUGAAGAAGGAACUUCAAUCAAGGCCUACAGCAAAGUUAGUCGAUGACUUGAAAAAGAAAGUCCAAAUCUUACAGGCUGUGGGCUACAACUCUAUUGAGGCUGAAGAUUGGGAAGCCGCUACCAGUGGAGAAGAGAUGAGUAAACUUGAGUCAUUACUUCUUGACAAGAACCGGAAAAUGGAGCAUGAGCUCACACAGUUGAAGAUCAAACUUUCAGAAAGGGCCUCUUUGCUGGAAUCAGCUGAAGCCAAGAUUGAUGAACUGACUGCUAAAGUUGGUGAACAGCAGAGACUAAUCCAAAAGCUAGAGGAUGAUAUUCUGAAGGGAUACAGUUCAAAAGACAAAAAGAGCAAUAUAUUUGAUGAUUGGGAUCUAUCAGAGUCUAGAGGAACAGAGCCAUCUGAGCCAUUUACCAAACAGGGCCAGAAUGUAGAACAAAAGCACACUUCUUCAGACCAAGAUCAAAGCUCAAUGCUUAAGGUGAUAUGCAACCAACGAGACCGCUUCCGAUCACGCUUGCGAGAGACUGAGGAGGAAAUAAGGCAACUAAAGGAGAAGAUUGGGGUUUUGACAGCAGAACUUGAGAAAACAAAAGCAGACAAUGUCAAACUUUAUGAAAAGAUCCGCUAUGUUCAGGAUUACAACUCUGAGAGGGUUAUUUCAAGAGGAUCAAAGAAGUAUGCAGAAGAUUUAGAAAUUGGUUUUGGCUCUGAUGUGGAAUCCAAGUACAAGAAGAUGUAUGAGGAUGACAUAAAUCCAUUUGCUGCAUUCUCGAAGAAGGAAAGAGAUCAGAGAUACAAGGAUUUGGGUUUGAGAGAUAAAAUUACUCUAAGUAGUGGACGUUUCCUCCUGGGUAACAAAUAUGCUCGAACUUUUGCAUUCUUCUAUACUAUAGGAUUGCACAUUCUAGUAUUCACCUGCCUGUACAGAAUGUCAGCUCUGACCAACACUGGCAAUGUACCGGUGGAGGAUAAGGUCAUCAUCCUUCCUCAUCCACAGUAAAAUCCCUUUUAAUACACGGAUUUUUCUUCUCCUCUGAUCCUGAAAACUAACAGAACUACAGCAGUACCAUUAUGUCAUUAUGUAAUGUAAAUAGAGAAGAAUAGCUUCAUUCAUUUUCAUGUCCCAUAGUAGAAAGUAAUGGAAUCCAGUUUUCACUUGGUUUCUUCUCUCA
Molecule: messenger RNA, 2367 nt
Organism: Ipomoea nil (Japanese morning glory)
Lineage: Eukaryota; Viridiplantae; Streptophyta; Magnoliopsida; Solanales; Convolvulaceae
Product: protein CASP-like
Exons: 19
Coding region: 111-2195 (694 amino acids)
Biological process (GO): intra-Golgi vesicle-mediated transport
Cellular component (GO): Golgi membrane
Source: RefSeq, a predicted model, not a curated record